AUGACCAACCGCAUUUCAUUCCAGAACGCAUAUUUCGAGCGAUUGGUAGAUUUCCCCGUGGUGAUAUGCCGCGAAUGCCAGUAUGGUGUUUGGCCCAGCCAGAUCGAAGGCCAUUUACAGCGUGCCCACCAGCAUAUAUCUCCCAUGAUCCGGAUUCAGCUUGGCGAUGAGGUUCGCAGCUGGCCCAAUAUCGCCAUUGAUCCCAUUGAGCUGGAGAUUCCACCAACCCGAACCCAGGCCAUUCCCCAGCUCAUUGGCCCAUUGGAUGGUUGGCAAUGUCAAUUAUCACCACAGUCAUGUGUAUAUAUAUGUCAGAGUAUCAAUGCCAUGCGGAACCAUUGGUAUAACCAGCACGGCUGGAGCCGGACUUCCCACCGAGGCCACCCCACGAGAUCCACCAUGCAGACCAUCCAGGAGCAGCAGAAACAGGCGUGUCGACGGGUUCCAUGCCAGCGAAUAUUCCCCCGGAAGACCGGGUCCCAGUAUUUCGCCAUUAUCGAUGAAAAAGAGGACUCCGAUCCCAUUCCCACCACACCUGGAUCCAUGAUUUGGGAACAAGCCAGCCGGCAAUAUGCGGAGUACGAGAAGCAAGCCGCGGAGCAGAUCCAGCACGGCCAUAUUGAUGAGGCCAAUCCGUGGCUCCGUCGGACGGGCUGGGUGCCAUAUCUGCACUCAUUUUCCAGUACCCAGUUGUUGGAAUAUAUCGACAUGCCCGCCAUGGACGACGCUGUGAACCACUCCCCUGUGGCCGAUCUCGACGAACAUGCCAUCCAGGCCAUAUGGACGGCCAUGGGCCAGGUGGGACAGAUCAGCCAGCAGUCCGUCAUCCACACCGGCGUGUUUGUGCGCAUGGAAGCCAUCCGAACCGAACGGCAUCAAACCCGGUAUCAGCCACUGGAGGCAUAUCAGGAUCUGGAGACUAUGACGGAGCGUGUUCGUCCAUGGCAGCAGAUGUUGAUGUUUUUUUGGCGGACGCAGCAAUGUGCAUCCGACGAGAGGCAUCCCCCAUAUCGAUUCACCCAACGACAACGUGCCGCAUGGAAUCGACUGCGGCGCCCAUGGGAACUCAGCCCAUCGCCCAUAUCCAGCGAGUCGUCCCACUCCGAAGACGAAUCAUUCACCGACGAUGAUGAGAUGGAUGAGGAGAUCCACGAGGAUCCCGAGCUAGAUCCCAAGCUGGAUCCCGCUCCACAGAGCGCCAUUCCACCAUUAACCCCCCUCCAGCGGGCGUGUUUGGACUUUUGCAUCGAGCUGUUGAACCAGCGUGUGGUACACCGGGAAUACGACUGCGCAUUGGUGUGUGCCAUGGCCGUGUUGGGCGUUCGCGAUCGAGGUGGAUGGCGGACCCCGGAGGAUUACCCGCCCAUUUUGUCCAAAGUGAUCAAACUGGCCCGGUUCAUGGUGGUCCGGAAAGCCAUGGAACUGGCGGAGAACGAGGACGACGCUGAACCCGCCAGUUCCAUGCAGGAGAACGACUGGGACAGUGCGUACGGAGGAUCCCCAUCCCCCCGUGCCACUCCAUCCAAGAAAGGGUGUUUGCAGUGGGUGACGCAGAUGAUGGACCGGUUUAUGGUGCGUGGAUCCCAGAGCCCAAUGCAGUGGAUGUUGGAUUUACGGACGUAUGGGUUGAAGAUCCAUUACAACACCACCACGGAGGGCCAUGUGACGUGGCAGAAUAGUGAUGAGCUGUUAUAUAAAGAUGUCAAAUUUACAAUGCGGCAGUUCCGUGGCAUGGUCGACCACACGGUACGGGAUGCACGGCGGAUCUUGAUGGAGGAUUUGCUGCAAUGCGCCCCCGAUCAGGUGCCCGUGAUUCCAUGGGAUCAGCUAUAUGAUAACCCGUUCAAUGAGGACCCCCAAUGGAGUUUUGUGCAGGAUCCGCGGACCCCAUGGCCCGUCGAUGGCACCGGCUGGCUAUGGCAGCAUAUCCAGGAUCAUCCCCCAUUAUGCCGUCGAUUGAUCCAGGCCGACGGCCACGGCAUUCAGCCCAUCCGCUGGCAGGCAUUCCACCGACGGAUCCGCACGUUUUUGGAGAAGCUGCUGGCGGCGGUCCAAUUCACAUGGGGCCAACCCGCUCGUGCCCCGGAGUUGUUGAGCAUUCGACAUGAGAAUAGCCACGUUGGUGGGAUCCGGAACAUGUUCAUUGAGGACGGCAUGGUGGUAUUGGUGGCGCGGUAUCAUAAAGGAUAUCAGGUGAGUGGCGACGUCAAGAUCAUCCAUCGAUAUUUACCACGAGAGGUGGGUGAGCUCCUGGUAUGGUAUUUAUGGCUGGUAUUGCCAUUUCAACGGCGCAUCGACGCGUGGAUGCAUCAGCGGGAGGACAUCAAUCCCCAUAUCUGGGCCUCCGCGCCGUGGGAACCCACAUGGACCUCGGAACGGGUGCGGCGGAUAUUACAACGGGAGAGCACUGUGGGAUUGUCCGGGCAGACAUUGAAUAUUGCAUCGUACCGUGAGAUUGCCAUUGCAAUCAGCCGCCGAUAUAUGCGAGCAGAACGGGCAUUUGUUCGCCGUGACCCCCAUUCCACCACGGAGGAUGAUUUGCAUGAGGAUGAGGCCCAGAUUAUGGCCCGGAUGAUGGAUGAGCAGGCUGGACACAGCCCCCACGUGGCCGGAGCUGUAUAUGCGCGGGAAACCACCGAACGAGCUGGCGAAGUGGCCGAUCGACGACAACGAUUCCGGCAAAGCAGCCAGGAAUGGCAUCAGUUUUUGGGGUUUACAUCCGCCAUCCGUUCCAUCCCCACUGGCAAGAUCACACCAUUCCAGGACACGGCCCAGGCCAGUCAGAUCGAGCGAUGGAGCCGUACCCGAGCCAUGGAUCUCGACGAGUCAUUACAGCAGAUGAUGGGACCAUCCGCCACGUUUCGAGGGACCCAGAAAGCCGUGAUUCAGUCCAUCGUCCAGCGGCAGAGUCCCAUUGUUGCCAUCAUGCCCACGGGCGCGGGGAAGAGUUUAUUGUUCAUGUUGCCCGCAUGGAUGAGCCGUGGAGGCACCACCAUUGUGGUUGUUCCAUUGGUGGCAUUACGGGGAGAUCUCCAACAGCGAUACCAGACCUUAGGCAUCUCCUGUGUGGAAUGGGAUUCGCGACGUCCCGUCGAUGGAGCAUCGAUUGUAUUGGUGACGCCGGAAUCCGCGGUGAGCGAGACAUUCCAGACCUUUAUUAACCGGAAGCAGUGGACCAAGGAGCUGGACCGCAUUGUGAUCGACGAAUGCCACAUCAUAUUACAGGAAGGAUACCAGUUCCGGAAGCAGAUGGCGCAGCUGGGUGCAUUGGUCCGCGCGGAGACCCAACUCGUGUUAUUAACCGCCACCUUGCCCCGUGAAAGCGAAGCAUUGUUAUGCCAGCGGAUGUAUUUAGAUUCCCCCACGAUCCAGUGGUUCCGCGGCCGGACCAGCCGGACCAACGUGGCAUAUCAAGUGAUCGAGAUUGGCGCCGGUGAGCCAUCUUGUGAUAUAAGCGAGCUGAUGAUUACGUGGAUUCAGCAGCGCGUUCAGCAGCUCCACGAGGGGAAAGUGGUCAUAUAUGCCAAUACGAUUGCCACCAUCCAGCGGAUUGCCCAUCAACUGCAAUGUCCCGCUUAUUACAGCCAGGCGGUGGAUAAAAAGGGGAUGUUAGCAUCAUUCCAGAAGCAGAAUCCCGGGGUGAUCGUGGCCACGAGUGCGUUGGGAAUGGGGAUUGAUAUCCCCGAUAUCCGGCUGGUGAUCCACGUGGGCCGGACGCGGUCCUUGUUGGAUUAUGGACAGGAAAGUGGACGAGCCGGACGCGAUGGGGCCGCCAGCCAGGCGAUCAUGUUAAUCGAUGGCCACGGAGCGGGUUGGGGGGAUCCGCCCACGGUGGAUUCGCGGGUGCAGGAAUACCUUGGCGGUGGUUGUCGACGGCGGGCAUUAGAUAUAUAUUUAGACGGGACGGUGGAUGGAUAUACACGGCAGCAGUGUGAGGACGGUGAGGCGAUAUGUGACCAGUGUCAGAGUAGUAUAGAUCCCAAUCCCGCCAGUCCGAAUGCCAGUCCCAAUGGCUGGCUGAGUGCCCGCGAGAAUAACAGACAGGAAGCCAGUGAUUCGGCCAGUGAUUCGGCCAGUGAUUCGGCCAGUGAUUCGGCCAGUGAUCCAGGCAGAGAUCCAGGCAGAGAUCCAGGCAGUGAUUCGGCCAGUGAUCCAGGCAGAGAUCCAGGCAGAGAUCCAGGCAGAGAUCCAGGCAGAGAUCCAGCCAGUGAUCCAGCCAGUCAUCCAGCCAGUCAUCCAGCCAGUGAUCCAGCCAGUCAUUCAGCCAGUCAUUCAGCCAUCCAUGACAGACCAAACGGCUGCCCAAAUAACCGCCCAAGGACCAGCCAUUUCACCAGUCCCAACAGCCACCAUAUCGCCAUUCCCACACCAUCACCCGGUCCACGCAAACGCGCCAUUUCCCACCAUUCCAUCCCCCCCAUGGCCAAACGUCGGGCCCAUCCCAUAUUCCCGUCGACGGCAUAUUACCAGGGGCCCAUGCAACGACAGACGCAGCACGCGGAGGCGGAUGGACAGGAAAUCGAGCCCAUCCGGGAACCGUUUGACCGGUGGGCCGGGCAAUGUCGAUUAUGCGGGAUGACAGGGCAACCAGCGCACCAUAGGAUUGGCAAUUGUCCCCAUCCACAGGCACAGAUUGCGCAGUCAUGGAUGGACCAGGUGAUCGAACAGGUGGUCCAUCAGCCACGGGGGGCCGGACGGCGAGGGUAUGAGGCAUAUGCGGCAUGUUUUGGAUGCCAUUCCCCGCAGUGGAUUUGCCAACAGUGGGAGAGCAACGGGUACGGUGGUUACCAGAAGACGCACGAGCGGUGUCAAUAUCCCCAUGUGGCGAUUCCGAUCAUGGGACAGUUAUUGCAUGGACCGCAGCGGCAUUCAAUCCGUGUAGCAUGGCAACAGCGAAUGCAGGCCCAGUUCCCCGGGGUGGACAUUGACGAUGAGCGAGGGUUGAUUGGACAUUUCCAACGGCGAUUUGGGCGACGUGGUGAGGAGCGCAGCGGAUUGGUGGUAGAGAUGAAUUGGAUGUGUGAAUUUAUCGAGCGGGAAUUCCCCGCGUGA
Talaromyces marneffei is the source of this 5052-nucleotide messenger RNA. RefSeq lists its product as uncharacterized. The record is from RefSeq and is a predicted model, not a curated record. Bases 1 to 5052 code for a protein of 1683 amino acids. NCBI's taxonomy places the organism in Eukaryota, Fungi, Ascomycota, Eurotiomycetes, Eurotiales, Trichocomaceae. Gene Ontology annotation, biological process: double-strand break repair via homologous recombination. Gene Ontology annotation, cellular component: chromosome; cytoplasm. The transcript has 2 exons. Gene Ontology annotation, molecular function: 3'-5' DNA helicase activity; nucleic acid binding; ATP binding.